CCACCCUCAUGACGUCCGCUCUGAGUUCCUUGGCCUCGCUGGACCCGGCUGAGCUGGCCCACAUUCCAGCGGGAACCCCACCAGCGGGACAAGAGUCCAACCUCAUUGAUCCUCCGUCCGAUGGCUACCUCUUCCUCGUGGUGGGCAGUGUGGUGAUGGGCAUCAUGUACAUCACUGUCGCCAUGAGCCUCCAUGUCAAGCUCCAGGUCCGGAAGAAAUGGGCGCUCGAUGACUGGACUCGACUGAUCUCAACGAUCGGGGCCACAUUCUAUUUCAUCACCUGCAUUUUUGCGGUGGUUAUAGCAAAAUUCGGCACGCACAUGUGGGACCUCUCCGUCGCUCAUAUCCUGAGUGAUCCAUUCAUCAUUACCUCGUUCUUCUCCAAUUGGCUGACGGCCAUCGUGUGGCCGGUCGUCAAAACCACCUUCUUCCUGAUCUACCUGGAUAUGUUCCGGACCAUUCGGUGGCAGCGCUACGCCAUCUACCUCGGGCUGUUCGUCAACUGGGCCUUCUAUGUGGCUGUUGUCAUCGUCACCCUAUACUACAUCAGUCCCGCGCCGGGCCAGUCGUGGAAGGCCUCAUUCGUGUCGCCCCGGUAUGACGGGUCCCUGAACAUCUCGAUCCCGAUAGCGGCGGGGAGCCUUAUCCUCGACCUGUACAUUCUGCUGCUCCCCAUGGCGCCUAUCUGGAAUUUGCAGCUGAAGUUGAGAAAGAGACUUGGUGUGAUGGCCGUGUUUGCCACAGGAUUGAUCGCCUGUGUCGCCUCCUCGCUGAGCAUCUACUUCAAAACCGUGCUCAACUCCCACGAAACCGACUUUACCUACUACACGCUCCGGGUCUUGAUCAUGGCGAUCGUGGAGAUGUGCGUCGGCAUCACCGCCAGCUCCAUGCCGUCAAUGGCGCUCUUCUUCCGCCACCAUCGCCCGCUGCUGACGCGCUUCUUCUCCCGCCUCUCUCGCUCCUCGCAACACUCUUACCACAAGCGGUCGAUGCCUCGCGGUGGCGAUCCACUCGAGGCUCAGACGUCCGACCGCUGGCCGUUGCGAGACCUUGUUCCUCCGGGCAAGGAUCGAUACCCCCGCAUGCACGAGGUGGACGGGGACGGCAGUGACGGUGGCGCCAGCGAACAUCACCCCCACUCUGAGGAGAGGGGCCCGGAGGAUCAGGUCUGAUGGUGAUGGUGUUGGUAGUUGGAAGAUACUCUUUUCCAUCUAGGGUCCAGACAGUAUAGUGCUAAUUUUGUAACAAACAUAU
Molecule: messenger RNA, 1254 nt
Organism: Aspergillus heteromorphus CBS 117.55
Lineage: Eukaryota; Fungi; Ascomycota; Eurotiomycetes; Eurotiales; Aspergillaceae
Exons: 5
Coding region: 9-1172 (387 amino acids)
Source: RefSeq, a predicted model, not a curated record